Lactuca virosa is the source of this 1674-nucleotide messenger RNA. Lineage: Eukaryota; Viridiplantae; Streptophyta; Magnoliopsida; Asterales; Asteraceae. The record is from the annotation of a GenBank genome assembly.
AAUCAACGCUCCUUUCUUCCUUUCACAUUCAAUGCGCUUUAUAAAACAAAAACAAAAACCCGCGAUUAAAUCAUACACCAAGAUCUCCAACGAUGGAGAUUCCGUAUCUAUACAUCUCUUUGCUACUGCUUCUGGCCUCCUACCUUUUCACAUCCCACUUCCGUCGCAAAUUCUCCAAUCUCCCACCAACCGUCUUCCCAACCCUCCCCAUUAUCGGCCACCUAUAUCUUUUGAAACCACCAUUGUACAGAACCUUUGCCAAACUCUCCGCUAAGUAUGACCCCAUCCUCCUCCUCCGCCUCGGAUCCCGCCGUGUCCUUUUGGUUUCAUCUCCGUCUGCCGCCGAAGAAUGCUUCACCAAGAACGACAUCGUCUUCGCCAAUCGCCCUCACAUGCUAUUCGGUAAGAUCAUCGGCAACAACUACACCAGUCUCGUUUGGUCGCCCUACGGCGAGAACUGGCGCAACCUCCGCCGCAUCGCUUCAAUCGAGAUUCUAUCUAUUCAUCGCCUCAACGAGUUCCACGACGUACGCGUAGAUGAAGGCAGGUUCCUGAUCCGUAAACUGCUUUCUCAUUCUUCCGCAGUGGAUCUGAAGUCGGUUUUCUAUGAGCUGACGUUGAACGUGAUGAUGAGGAUGAUCUCCGGGAAGAGGUAUUUCGGCGGCGAUAUACCGGAGGUGGAGGAAGAAGGGAAACGGUUCAGGGCGAUACUGAGCGAGACCUUUUUGCUCUCCGGCGCUGCCAAUGUUGGCGAUUACUUGCCCUUUUUGAGUUGGUUCGGAUUGAAGGGAUUGCAGAAUAAAUUAAAUGCGUUGAAGGAAAAGAGGGAUGUGUUCUUUCAAGGCUUGAUCGAACACAUUAGAAAAUCGAAAGGGGAAAACAGCAAAAAGACGAUGAUUGAAGUUCUAUUAUCUCUACAAGAAUCAGAUCCUCAAUACUACACUGAUGAAAUGAUCAGAAGCUUCGUUCUGGUCCUACUAUCAGCCGGCACCGACACGUCAGCAGGAACAAUGGAAUGGGCAAUGUCACUUCUACUAAACAAUCCACAAGUCCUAAUAAAAGCACAAAACGAGAUGGAUACAAUCAUUGGUACAGACAGACUUAUUGAUGAAUCAGACGUAAUCAACCUUCCUUACCUCCGUUGUAUCAUAAACGAGACCCAACGAUUGUACCCAGCGGGCCCGCUACUAGUCCCACACGAGUCAUCAGAAGAAUGUAUUGUUGGGGGUUAUAAAAUCCCACGUGGCACAAUGUUACUUGUCAAUCAAUGGGCCAUACAUCAUGACCCGAAUAUAUGGGCCGACCCGGAAAGAUUCGACCCGGAAAGAUUUGAAGGGGUAGAAGGGACACGAGACGGGUUCAAGUUGAUGCCAUUUGGGUCUGGAAGGCGGAGUUGUCCUGGGGAAGGGUUGGCUAUACGGGUUAUGGGGUCGACUUUAGGGUUAUUGAUUCAGUGUUUUGAGUGGGAAAGAAUAAGUGAAAAGAUGGUUGAUAUGAGCGAAGGUCUUGGGCUUACAUUGCCUAAGGCUGAACCUCUUGUAGCUAAGUGCAAACCACGUCUUGAGAUGAAGAAUAUACUUUCCCAACUGUGAAAGGUGUUUUUGCUUUGAAAUUAUAGAUAUUUGUAUGAUAAAUUGUAAUCGAAAUAAUGACUACAUGAUUGAUCGAUUUGUA